UUUUCGUUUCUUCAAAAAGCGCGAGCGAAAAACGCAUUUCCACGAGACGCAGUGCUAAUUAUAUAUAUUUUUUUUAGUUUUUCAUUAUAUUUAUAACUCAACAUUAUUUGUGGAAUACAAGUGCACUUGUUGCAGAGAGAUUGGAGUUGGAGCCAAAAGACGAACGGUGAUAUUGGUAUGAUUAGCGCCAUCUCAACCAUAAAUUUUUAUUGUCUACUUGCUUGACUUCUUCGCUACCUAGCUACUUGUACGCGUUCCCGUAUUCCCGUAUAUGUGUUUAAGUGCUUCGUACGUCACAUCAAAUCGCAUUAUAUUGCUUUCGGCCAUUUAUAUUAGAGUUGACCGCUUUAUUUGCGCACAAACAAGAAUAAUAAUAAGGAAUUGUGCAUAAUUGAUGACGAAGAACUGAGCUGGGUUGUGAAAAAGGAGAAUAUAUUCACAUUACAUACCAAUUGACAACAACAGAACGAAUAAUUGUGCAUUAGCAAAAUUUACAGCCAUAGUGUAACAAAGCAAUCCGAUUAUAUUGCAAUAAACAAUGGCCAAUAAUAAUGCGGCGGGCCAGUAUAGCAGAAAUGGUGUCGCAGGCAAUAUAAGAGUCGGUGGUAAAGAUAAAACUAAUUAUGCUGAAAGUGGCACAGGCGUUCCAGUAAGCAACCUAAACGACGUUUGCAAUUUUCUACAACCAGGAAAUCUAAACUCAGCCUUUAAUUUGCCACCCGGCGCUUGUUCCUACGAUCAUCUUGUAGAAAUGAUACGAGGUCUCGAUCUGCAGGAUGACGGCAUAAAAAUGAAUCACAAAAUUGGAGCUAUUCGUUCAGACUUUUGUCUGCUAGUGCACGAUGAGAACAUGUUAUGUGAAUGCAUGGAUUAUAUUAAUGACAAGGCUUUAGCAGACGGUGAUAUGGCGUUAAAGUUCGCGAUGCUCUUUUCAUCGCACAACUUUGAUCAACUGGCAAUGAAAGAUGUCAAAAUACGUAGUGCCAUGUUAAAAGUGCUGGAGGCAAACUACUUAAAUGCCGAUACGUAUCGCAUUCACGAUAAAGAACGCCUUUACAACUCUAUUACACUAUUGGGCGAAUAUUAUAAUCGUGUGCGUUUAGCUGAUCAAUCGCCAAUUACCAUAUUGGGCAAAUCCUUACUUAGCUUGCUUAUACGCGAAGUUAGCGCACUGGAGCCGAUCAAUGUGAAAUUAGCCAAAUUAAUACUAUCACAAAUCACGCUAAACGGCGAUAUAAUCCGUGUAAAACAUAAAGACGAACUGACACAAUUGCUUUACCACAUCAGACGUAAUUUGAUUGAACAACCGGCUUUAAGUGCGACCGUAAAAGCUUUAUUACUCAUGACACUCGAUAUGUACUAUAGUAAUUUCACAAAUUUGGGUACACAACUCGAACAAAUGUACACAAAAUAUUUAGUACAAGAUGUGGAGGAUGAGGGCAAUAACAACGUUCAUGUUGAUAUGCAACCACAAUCACUGCCAGUAUAUGUGCCAGCGCCGCAAGUGCAAUUAGUACAGCCACCACCGUUGUCACCGCUACAACCUCAGUUACAAUCAUUAAAUACUAGUGCCGAUUCAUCGGUGGAGGCAGCCUCAAAUGUAGCACUGGAAAGUGAUGAUCGGGAAAAUGAUACAAAUGAUUUGAACGAUUCACUACCGUCAACGAAAAAAUGGAGUGAACAAGUGUGUGAAGACGCGUGCGAUGAAGGUGAAUUCGGUAGUGAGUUUAAUAGCUAUGAGCAUGAAUACAACGAUAAUGCUGAAGGUGCUAAAGGAUUUGAAACGAAAAAGGGUGGACGCUUAAGUAAUGGCAGUGACAAAAUGAAUUCUUCUGGUAAUAAUAGUCGGCGUAAUGAUGAUGAUAGCUCCAGCCGAAAUGCCAGGCGUUCACAGAAACCACGCAAUUCACCGCGCCCACUUAAACAUCAACAAAAUGCCGGUAACGAAAGGGAUGGUCCACACGAUAAAGUCCCACCGUCACAACAUGAUGAAGAUCAGGAUCAAACAAAGCCGCUACCACGCUGGCGUGCGCCACGUUUUAAUCGCGAGAACGAACCGCAAAAUAACGAUGGCCAACAAAAUAAUCAACAACAUCGUUUUAGCACAAGCUUCGAUGAUGAUCAGAGUGUGCGCAGCGACGGUGGCAGCAUACGUUUGUACAGUAUAAAUGAUCGUUUGCGACAUUCGCAGGAGAAAAUGGAACGUAGCGGUAAUAAUUUCAACUCGAUUGCCAACUCAAAUUGGGACAGACAAUCGCAGCAUGCGGACGAUCGCAGUGAACGUUCCUACAUUAGCAAUUAUGAGCGUGGCAAUAAUUACCGACGUGGGAAUCGCCAUUAUAAUAAUCGUCAAACCUAUGAUAAACCACCGCGCUUCCAAAAACAACAGCAGCAACAACAACAUAAAGAUACUAACAUACACAGCAAUUCAUGGCGUCAAUCACGUAACAAUGUAAUGCAUAAUUCAUAUCAUGAUGAAAAUUCUUCAUAUCGUUCCAAUGGACCCGAAUCGAAUAGUCGCAGUUCAUCGCGUGCACGCACGCUCCCACGUCCCGGCAAAUCGCGUCAUUUCGAGGAAGCCGAUGAGAGUGCUGCUAACAAUGCGUCCGCGUAUAGGCGUAGCCAAAGCCCAUCGACGCAUAGACAACAUCAACAACAGCGUACACGUAAUUUCAAUACACGCUACAGCAGCCAAAGCAGUUUGGCAAGCGAAGCGUCCAGCACAUUUGAUCGUCGUACGCGCAAUCGUAACUUUCCACGGCAAACACAACAACGCCAAGACCGUUGGGAGGAUACACACAGCGUACACGGUCAACCCGAAGACAAUACAUGGGAUGCGAAAAAUGACAACAGCGAACUGGUGCGCAAUGCACGCCAAACUGCCAAGUAUAUGAAUUACUUGUCUUCCAAGAAGUGAGAUGAGGUCAAUGCGUUGAAGGUGGCCGAGUAUGCGCCGCGGUAGCGUUUGUUGCAUGAAACAGAGCAUUAUAAAAAUUAUUAACCAAAAUAGUGGAGCGCCGUUUGCACUAUAUGCGUGGUUUACGUACUAUAUCAUUUACAUUAUUAUUAUUUUUUCUUUUAUUACUAUUAUUAUAAUCGGUUUACUUAUAUACAUAUUUAUUACUUAAGUUCAUCCAUGUACAAAGUGUACGCCUGGUUUUUUUUU
Zeugodacus cucurbitae (melon fly) is the source of this 3166-nucleotide messenger RNA. Its product is annotated as myb-like protein U. The record is from RefSeq and is a predicted model, not a curated record. Gene Ontology annotation, molecular function: translation activator activity. NCBI's taxonomy places the organism in Eukaryota, Metazoa, Arthropoda, Insecta, Diptera, Tephritidae. Gene Ontology annotation, biological process: regulation of translational initiation. Bases 539 to 2917 code for a protein of 792 amino acids. The transcript has 3 exons.